GUUUUAACAUUAAAUUACAUUUUUAAACAUAGGCAAGGGCAUUAAUUCUAAAAAAACUAAAUUAAAAUUGAAAUUACUUUAAAGAUAACAAUAAGAACUGCUGCUUGUGGCUUUAAACCUCAUAAUUCAACUCACAAAUAUCUUGAAGAUGUUCUAAAUGCGGAAAUUUUGCUUUUAUCAUUAAACAAAGUUUCGUUCAAUAAAAAAUGUCGGUAUAUUAUAAAUUUAAUAGUGAAUUGAAUUUUAGCCACGUUGGUUUUGAUGGCUUGCAUAUAUCAGUUGCGGAUCUUAAGAAGGCUAUUUUGCAUCAGAAGCGUUUGGGCAAAUCGGAUUUUGAUUUAUUGAUUUCCAAUGCACAAACAAAAGAGGAAUAUGCUGAAGAGGACUGCUUGAUACCAAAAAACACAUCACUGAUUGUUGCACGAGUUCCAAUAACUUCGAAUCAAUACAAAAAAUGGGAACAGCACGCUCCAAACGUAGUCCACAAUGAGCAACAGAGCAUCUCAUCAUCGGCUUCAAGUGUGGAUCUGUCCAAGAUGAAUGGCUCCGAAGAGGAUAAGAUUCAAGCAAUGAUUGCACAAAGUACUUUAGAUUAUGAUCCAACAAAACAUUUCGGAAAAAAUAGUUAUCAACGCGUCCGGGGGACUCAACAAUCUGGAGAGGUUCCACAACAUUAUCGAUGUCAUCGGUGCCAUAAAAGCGGACAUUGGAUAAAGAACUGUCCAAUGAAUCCCCCAAUGAAGGAACAUCACACGAAAGUUCGUGCAGAAAAUAAGAAAAUGACAGGCAUUCCACGUUCAUUAAGAGAAAAUCCGCCAAACAUGAAAGAACCAGAAACUCCUCAAAUUGUCGAACAAAAAAAGGAAAUCCCUGAAGACUUAUUGUGUAGUAUAUGUAAAAAUAUUUUCAAGGAUGCAGUAAUGAUUCCUUGCUGUGGAAGUUCCUUUUGCGAUGAAUGUAUUCGAACGUCGCUUUUAGAAUCUGAUGAUAAUGAGUGUCCAGAAUGUUCAGAAAAAGGAACUUCGCCUGGUUCUUUGAUUCCUAAUCGUUUUUUGAGAAAUGCAGUAGCAGCAUUUCAAUCGGACAUGAAUAGUCUCUCAUCUCGCGAUAAACAACAAGAAUCCAGUAAACAGCCAGAAGAAAUUGUAAAUAUAAAUGAAAUUGUCGAAGAAAAACGAGAAGAGCCAAGCCGUAUUGUAGAACAUACGGAAGCAAAGGAAGUUGUUAUUGACAACAUUUUAAAACCUGAUACUUUAGAUCAAAUUUCGGACAAUGAAGAAGACGACGAUGAUGAUGACGAUAACAUCACAGUAACAGUUCCUUCAGCUUCGCAGCAAAGUGGCGCAGAAUUUAGAGAAAUAAUCGUUUUUACACCGCAAAGACAAGACAGUUCACAAGAAAUUCAGGAACCAAUUUUAGAUAAUCGUGAAAAGUCUAAAUCAAGUCAAUACUCUGAUAAUUCUGGGUAUUCUGGCUACUAUCAAGGCUCUGGAAAUAAUAAUGCUUACGAAGGACAGCCAAAUAAAAAUAUGGGGAAUUCGUAUCAAGAGAAUAUGGAUAAAAAUUAUCAGCCUAUUCCUGUAAAUACACAAAAUCAAUAUCACCAGCAACAGCACGGAUAUAAUCAGCAUCAAAAUAUGCACAUCCCACAACAUCGUCCUCAACAAUAUCCCCAACAAGGCCAGUAUCAUCAAUCAGGUCCACAACACCAACCUUAUUACGGGCACAAUCACCACCAUCAUCAACAGAAUAUGAGACCAAUGAGAUAUGAGCAUAGAGAUUUUCACGGGAUGAAUAAGCAUCACAAUUUACCUCCAAUGCAUGCACCGAUGAAUGAACAUUAUGCCAUGAGAUAUCAACCUCCUUCAACAAAUUUAUCUAAUAUGGUAACUCAAAAUAUUCAGCAACGAUUUGGAACUGGGAUCAUUGAAGAUCCUUUGGAGGCAUUUAAUAAAAUUAUGAGGGAAAAGGAAAUGCGUAAAGAUAGAUUUAAACGUUCAAGAUCUCCUUUGCGCCAGUACAGUCCAGACAUAAGACAAAAAUCGCCGAUUAGAAGACGAAAACGUACUAGAUCAUUUAGUAGUGGCAGUUCUAAAUCGUAUUCACGAUCACGGUCUCGUUCAUAUGAAAGACAUUAUCCCAAAGAAAACAUCCACGGACGAGGAGAUCAUCGCGACAUGAGAAGAAAGCAUUACUCUACAGAACGAAAAAAGUCUGAAACAAGAAGCUCAAGAACUCAUCGUAAUAAAACACCAAAUGAAACUGCCAACUCGAAGAAAUCAAAUUACGACAAUCCACCUGGUUCACAUGAGCAUAAUAAAAAUUCUAGAUCGGAAAGGAAUAAACCACUUUCAUUGCCUGAGCCAGUCAUUAGUGAAAGUGUGAGUACAAAUGACGGAGAGCCACCACCACCGGGCGAAGAGUUAUCAAUGAAUUCAUCCCAUAACGUAGAAAAUCAGCAAAUCCAGAAGACAGAUGAGAAAGAAAAUUAUAGAGACAAGGAUGAGAAAAAUCCAGCAUCUCCAGAAAAGGAAAAAGGUUCAGCGGAUGAGUCUAAGCACUCGAAAAAGCCUCGUGAUGAGUCUAAGCACUCAAAAAAGCCUCGUGAAAGAAAAAAGCAUAAAAAAGAAAAUAAAAAGAAAAAGCGCGAUCGUAAAGAGAAAAAAUCAUCUUCGUCUAAGAGCAAUACUCCAGAAAUUGAGGAUAGAAGCAUGAUAAAAAGAUCGGCAUCAAAUGAACAAAAUGCCGAAAAGCCUUUAGAGAGUGAAGCUGAAAAGGAUAAUUUAAGUGAAUCAAUGAUGGAACGUGAAAGUAAGUGUCAAACAUCAAAUCACUCUUCAGAUUUUAAUAUGUUGGCAGUUUCAGAUGACACAAAUUUUGAUUCCAAAUUUGAUAAUUAUUUAGUUGAGCCUGAACUAUCCAAAUGGGAGCGUGAUGAAAGUAUUCAUAUUGAAAAGAAUCAUGAUCACCAGAAAAAUUCAACACAAAGUAAUGAAGUAUCGAGUGGAAAUAGUGAAGUCACAUCUGAAAUAAUUAAAAGAGCUGAAAAUGCCAUUUUUGCUAAGGCAGUAAAUGCGAUACGUCCACAAGAACAAAAUAACAAGAUAUCUUCUAAAAACGACAAUUCUCCAUUACCGUCACUAGUAAAGAAAGUUGAUGGAGAUAAAAAGUAUGAAUCCGUUCAAGUUACAGUUCCAACUGAUAAUUCUGGAAAUCGCUCAAUUGAAAUUAAAUCUGAGGACAGCAAUGCAACUAACAGAAACAAGUCUGAUGCUCCAAAACCGGCAUCGAUUAAGGAUCGUUUAGGAAAGAAGAUUGAUGUAAGAUCUCGGUCAAAAGAGGAGAAGAGGCCACACCAAUCACAAUCAGAUUAUGACAAGAAAAAUGUUCGACGACCUUAUCAAUUAAACUCCUGCAUUAGUUCCAUUUCAAAAUACUCUGAUCGAAGAAAUGACAAAAGGUCAACGAAUCGAAGAUCUAAAAGCAUCGAGCACAGAUCAACGAGCAGGAAAUAUGAUAGAAGUCGUUCAAAAAGUUCAAACAGGAAUGAUCCCAAAAGGCAAAAGUUAAAUGACGACAAACGUAUGCAUCACAGGUCCGUAGACGAAAGAGAUAGAGAUAGAGAUCGUGAAAAGGAUAGAGAGAGGGGGCGAAAUCGUUCGAGGCAUCGAACUCGAUCACCAAAACCAUCGUCAAGUAGUAAAAUAAUUGAAAAAGCGCGAUCAACGUCUACGGAAUCAAAAAAGCAUAAGAAAAAGAAGAAGAAAGAUAAGAAAUCUAAAAAGAAGAGUCGUGGUUAAUUAGUUUAUGAAACUAGCUUAUCCAUUUCUAACAUAAAUGCAUUAAUUUAAUGAUAAUUUCAAUUGAAUAAAAAUCGUAUGAAUAUGAAAAAUUUAAUUUCGU
This is a messenger RNA of Chironomus riparius, 3903 nucleotides long. The record is from the annotation of a GenBank genome assembly. NCBI's taxonomy places the organism in Eukaryota, Metazoa, Arthropoda, Insecta, Diptera, Chironomidae.